UGUUAAUUAACUUUUUAGAUUAGUGAAUGUCUUCUAGACCUCUUCCCAACACCACUCAAAAGAUCAGUGGCACUAAAAUUCUAAUAAUUUUAAAUAGAGGAAUUUCAAGUCACAAUUCAGUCGCUGUACCGCUUCGUAUGUGAAAACCCUAAUGGGCUAAUGAAUAAUCGAUAGGAUCAUACUGACAGCGGUUAGUGUGAGUGCGCCGGUCGCGGGCGCAGCGUCGUGUUGACCAAAUAAUGCUCAUGUUUACAAAACACCGCGGCAAUCUCACUCCCCAUAGACUAAUCACUAUCAGUACCGUGGGACUAGAGACAUGGGCGACUUCCGUGUGAACGCGGGUGCGUUAUGUUUCCUACUGUUGUGUGUCGGGCCGGCGACCAACACGGGACUGGGGAGGUGCCCCGUGUACCCCCAGCUGCCGAACUUCGAUAUUAGCAAGAUGACAGGCACCUGGUACGAGGUGGAGCGGUCGUUCUACCUGAUGGAGCUGUCCGCGAGCUGCACGGAGCUCCACGUGUCGCUGAACGAGAAGGGCUACCUGCUCAUCUCCAUCAACACUGUCAAUAGGUUGGGCAGGCCAUCGGCGUCGUACGGGCUGGGCAUCCCGAGCCACAACGGUUCGUCCCUGUUCCGGUACAAGGUCAACAACCGCAUGCCGUACAUCAUCGGGCGGCUGCUGCCGGGCGCCGGGCUCUAUAACAUCCUGUUCACUGACUAUAACCGGUUCGCGCUGGUCUGGUCUUGCACCAGCCUCACCGUCGCACACUCUGACCGCAUAUGGGUGCUGGGGCGCAAGCGCGAGAUCCCGGCGGAGCUGCGCGCGCAGAUCUACGCGCUAAUGGCGGAGCUGCGGCUCGACCCCGACCGUCUCAUCAUCUCCAAAAACAAUAACUGCUCUGAGCCAAAACUGCCCGCAAUAAACUGACCUUGACACGCAA
This is a messenger RNA of Plodia interpunctella (Indianmeal moth), 941 nucleotides long. Its product is annotated as apolipoprotein D-like. The record is from RefSeq and is a predicted model, not a curated record. Gene Ontology annotation, molecular function: pigment binding. The coding region runs from base 317 to 928 and encodes 203 amino acids. The transcript is spliced from 4 exons. Gene Ontology annotation, biological process: response to reactive oxygen species; lipid metabolic process. NCBI's taxonomy places the organism in Eukaryota, Metazoa, Arthropoda, Insecta, Lepidoptera, Pyralidae. Gene Ontology annotation, cellular component: cytoplasm.